This is a messenger RNA of Porites evermanni, 1616 nucleotides long. The record is from the annotation of a GenBank genome assembly. Lineage: Eukaryota; Metazoa; Cnidaria; Anthozoa; Scleractinia; Poritidae.
AUGAUUGGAGAAGAAAAUACCGAACUUGACGUUCCUGAAGAGUCCCCAAGGUGAGGUUUUCCUUUGCAGUUUUCUUUGUUUGUCGAAGUUUAUUUGAAAAUCGAAAACCAUACAAUUUUAGUUUGACAUCUGCUUGACAUGUCUGUAUAUUUUAUUCCCACACUUUGUCCUCGUUUGACUGAAAAAAACCAAUGCUCUUUUAGGGCACAUUCAAAGAAACGCUUCCCAUUGGGACUGUACAGUCACCUUAGAAAGGAGCAAAUGCAUAACGAAUUGCCAAAGAAAUUGGAUUGUGAGGAGAAAAUUAAAGCAAUGCGGGCUCAACUUCACCGUAUAGAAGAGCGAAUUCACCAUAAGAAAUGGAAGGUAAUUAGCUUCAUUAUUGAGGUAGCUAGAUGUAUGUCUAAAAUCCAGCUAGUGUCAGGAUUUAAUGCAUGGACGCUAAGUAAUAAGUUAUAUUUAGUCAGUUUAGUCAGUCCAUUACUCACUGGCCUCACUUUCUUUCUCUUUUACCCACUUCUAAUUAUUCAUGUAUUCUAUGCAUAAACACAGUAUAACUGUAUUGAAUUAAAUUUACUUUCCAAUUUUACUAUUUAUUUUAUUUGUAGGUCUUAUUUAAUGUUAUAUAAUAAAAAUAUGUUAUGGGUGAGAGAAAAAAGUCGUAAGUGAUUUCUGAUAAACUGUGUAAUUCUCCUUUCACGUUGCCCUUGGUACAGUGCAUUUCCAUGUGAACAAAAGGAAAAUUUUACAUUACAACAAAAGUCAGUUAAGGCUUUUAUUCCAUGCACCCCUUUUUUAAAUUUAUUAUCCUACGGAUUGAUGAGGUGACAGAUCAGAGUGAAUGUGAAGUAGUGGAAAACAAAAAGGCAAGACUCCCUCACACAACAAGUGAGCUUCAUUUGCUGUCAUGUGAGAAACUAAACCUUUCGAGGGCACAGGCAAUGCGAAGGAGAAGAAAAAUCCUUGAAGGACUGAGGCCAGUUCAUUGUGGGAGGAAGGAAUCAAACCAGCCUGACAAACCUAUCAUGGAUGGUAUGUGGACUACACUGAUAAACACUGCCCCCAAACAAUGCAUGAAAGAAUACAUUAGCAAAACAAAAACCUGUACAGAUUUUAUAAUACCACAAAUUGUACAGACCAACAUCCAUGAGUACGAGAACAGUUUGCAAAAUAAAGUGAGAAGCAUGCGUGUUCUGUAUGAAGGUGGGCUUCUAAGCAAAAAAAAGUACACCAGUAUUCGGAACACCAUAGAUGUAGUCAAGGAAAGUGGAAAAAAUUGUAAAAACAAGAAAACUGAAUUUAUGAAAAAUUGUGAAAUUCCCAAGAUUGAGUCUUACAAGACCUUGACAAGUGUUAGUCAAAGACUUGACGCUGGUGAGAUGAUUCAUUUGGAGACAUUUGCUGCCAGAUUUAAUGUUGAGGCAUUUCCUGGAGUGUACAGGCCUCUGAAGCCAUUUCUCUUACAGCUUGCUGACCUGUAUCUGUUUCUUGAUGAGAGAGUACCUUGCCUACAUUGGUUUAACGGGGAAAAGAAUGUUUUGUACAUUGCUAUUGGGGGAGAUGGGGCUCCUUUCAGAAGGAAUGAUACUGCGACUGGUAAUUAUAUAUCUUGUUAA